Messenger RNA from Gaeumannomyces tritici R3-111a-1, 1629 nucleotides. RefSeq lists its product as hypothetical. NCBI's taxonomy places the organism in Eukaryota, Fungi, Ascomycota, Sordariomycetes, Magnaporthales, Magnaporthaceae. The transcript has 3 exons. The record is from RefSeq and is a predicted model, not a curated record. Gene Ontology annotation, cellular component: cytoplasm. Bases 367 to 1512 code for a protein of 381 amino acids. Gene Ontology annotation, molecular function: 2-oxoglutarate-dependent dioxygenase activity.
GGGAGAUCGAUAUGAUGGCUUAUCCGCGACUUUAAUGUGCCGGACUGCGCGGCAGAUAUUCCGAAGGGGGUUAGAAUCCAUGUUCAUGGGAUGGCUAUCAGUGCAGCUGAAGUUGUGAUCCCGGUUCAACUUUGCGUGAUGGCUGAUCAAUGCAGAACCCCGUCGAUCGAUCGCAUUCCGAUCCUAUCGCCAUGCCGAAAGACGUGCGGGGUCGGGUGUACCAUGAGACAGGCCUGGAAUGGGUUGUUGUUAUAUAUACAGAACAGGACCUUUCUCACGGGGCGGAGACGAGAUCAUUGAGCGCUGGAUCUUCCCAAGAUAGGAAUCACCUCCGUUGGUCCCCCUGGCGACUAACACUCACGCAUCAUGGCACCAUCCGCGGUCGAGACGGUGACGGUCCAGGCGCCGACACAGCCGAACAACUACUCGGCAUCAGUUGGCCAGUACAAGGAGCUGUCGGCCCGGAGCGCAUACAAUAAGGAUGCGGAGCUGAAGGGCUUAGGCAAAAAGGGGUUUGAGGCCGCAAAGUACCCCCACUACCUCCCGACCUGGAACCCGGAGCAAAGGUACCCCCCACUCGAGCCCUUUACGCACGUCGAGCACGGCAAGGACGCCGACCCGUCCUUCGCCGAGCUGCUGCCCCCCGGCCAGGCGACGGCGACGCACCUCACGCCCACCAUCGGCACCGAGGUGCGCGGCGUGCAGCUGGGCCGGCUGUCUGACGCCGGCAGGGACCAGCUGGCGCGGUACGUGGCGGAGCGGCGCGUGGUGGCGUUCCGGGACCAGGACCUGGCGGACCUGCCCAUCGCCGACGCGCUCGACCUUGCCGGCUACUUUGGCCGCCACCACGUGCACCCGACGUCGGGCAGCCCCGAGGGCCACCCGGAGGUGCACCUGGUGCACCGCGAGGCGGGCGACGGCGGCGCCGCGCGCUUCUUCGAGCAGCGCACCACCAGCGUCGCCUGGCACUCGGACGUGUCGUACGAGGCCCAGCCUCCCGGCACCACCUUCCUCUACGUGCUCGACCAGCCCGACGUCGGCGGCGACACCCUCUUCGCCGACUGCGCCGAGGCCUACGCCCGCCUGAGCCCGCUGUUCCGCGAGCGCCUGCACGGCCUGACGGCCACGCACUCGGGCGUCGAGCAGGUCAACGCCGCCGCCGCCAGGGGCGGCAUCAAGCGCAGGGAGCCCGUCGUCCACUCGCACCCCAUCGUCCGGACGCAUCCCGUUACAGGAGAAAAAGCGCUCUAUGUCAAUCCGCAAUUCACACGCGACAUCGAUGGCCUCAAGAAGGAGGAGUCGGAUGCGAUUCUGAAAUUUCUGUACGAGCAUAUCGCAUGGGGCGCCGACUUCCACGUCCGCGUCAAGUGGGAAAAGGGCACGGUCGUGGUCUGGGACAACCGCGUGACACAGCACUCGGCCCUCGUAGACUGGAAGAACAGCCAGAGGAGGCAUCUGGCCCGCCUUACGCCGCAGGCGGAGCGGCCGUAUGAGACUCCGUACGAGGCUUGAGGAGAUGGGGGGUAAUGGAGACUGAAUAGGCUGGUACUUGGCACCAACAAGCGCAAUGAACACGUAAUGAAUCUUUUUGAUUCUUGAAAGGCCUGUGUCGCAUAAUAUAUCAUCUCG